This is a messenger RNA of Myodes glareolus (Bank vole), 869 nucleotides long. Lineage: Eukaryota; Metazoa; Chordata; Mammalia; Rodentia; Cricetidae. The record is from RefSeq and is a predicted model, not a curated record.
CCUUGCGACCAGAUAAGUGAGGCCCAGGCCCCGCAGCUUCGUCUGGUCACCUCCACCAUGGACUUUCAGCGAGCUGGAGUCCGGCUGCAGAUCGUUCUGGGACACCUCAACCGACCCUCGGCCCCGGCGAUUGUAGCUCACCCUGUAUCAGCGGCCACUUCCCCUGCCAGUUGCUGUCCUCAGCGAUUCCAGUAUACUUUGGAUAAUAAUGUCCUAAGCCUGGAGCAGAGACAAUUUUAUGAAGAAAAUGGAUUUCUUGUCAUUAAAAAGCUAAUAUCUGAUGAGGAUAUUGAACGUUUUCGAGCUGAGUUCGAAAGGAUCUGCAGGAAGGAGGUGGCCACACCAGGGAUGAUAGUAAUGCGAGAUGUGGCCAUCGCGAAACUGGACUGUGAACUGAAUGAGAAAGUGGUUUCAAAGGUCCAGGAUUUCCAAGAAAACAAGGAGCUCUUUAGAUACUGCUCCCUCCCCGAGGUGAGAGCCUGGCCUGCUUCCCCGCCUAGUGGUCAGACUACAAGUCGGCCUCUAACGUCUUCUCGGUUUACUCCCUCAAGCACUUGCCCCUUACCUGUCGGCCUCAUACCUGGUCUGCUCUACCCAGCCCCUGUCUACAGAGGGUGCUGGAGCUAUGCUCUUCAGUGAAGGUGAUUCUGCCCCACACUGGCUACUGACAACAUCCGGAGACAUGGACAGUUGUCAUGAUUGGGGUGGGGCGAGCUAAUAGCUUCUACAGAGCAGAGGUCGCUGAUGCUGCUAAUGGGACCCAGAGAUUCUAUAAUGCACAGAGGAGUCCCCAUCCCAAAUAAGGAACUAUCUCACCCCAACUGCUCAUGACAUCAUGGUUGAGAGACUUUCCUGUGGACUGUGUUGUG